This is a messenger RNA of Anisakis simplex (herring worm), 336 nucleotides long. The record is from the annotation of a GenBank genome assembly. Lineage: Eukaryota; Metazoa; Nematoda; Chromadorea; Rhabditida; Anisakidae.
AUGGAAAAAAUUGUGCAAGAGGAGUUCAAUAAAAAAUUCGUCUUCAGCCUUCUUGCUUUCCUCGUCGUGUUCAUCGCUUCAAAUGUGAGCGCACAGUUCUACAGUCCAUGUGGUUCGUGUGGUGGGUAUGAUUAUGGCUAUCCGUAUCACGGGGGCAAUUUGUAUGGUAGAGGUUUUGGGAUUCCUUAUGAUAGCUAUUAUCCACCUUACUAUGACGAUUAUGGAAGGUAUGGAUAUUAUCCGCCGCAUGGUGGAUACUAUAUGUUACGCUCAAGACAACCCAUGGAAGAUUUGCAGCUUAUGAAGUCUACUGAUGCGGUAAAAAGUUCAUGUUAA